Angiostrongylus costaricensis is the source of this 1227-nucleotide messenger RNA. The record is from the annotation of a GenBank genome assembly. Lineage: Eukaryota; Metazoa; Nematoda; Chromadorea; Rhabditida; Metastrongylidae.
AUGGAUAGUCUGGAAGAGAACCUGGAAAAUAUUCCGUCUGAUUUCGAGGAGAUGUUGGACGAUUACAAUGUUUCUAAUUCUGAACGAGAUAGUGACACUCAAUGCGACUCAGUAAAUGACAAGAAAUUGGUGAUGAAUGGUGAUGGCUGUGGUGCUACACCGACCACAAUGGAUAAGUGGACUUGGCUUUCGAAUUUCUUCUCAGUACCACUAUUCAUCCUUUACGAGAUCAAAGACUUUUUACUUGCUCAAGUACUGGGCAUACGAUUUUUUGUAUUUGUUUUGCAACUGCUGUUCAAUUCUUGGGAUUUCUCUACUGAUGCUUUCAAAGGUGUACCGGUGGACGAAGCUUAUUUGUGGUUUUUCUGUGCACUAGAGUUUGUUUUGAGCGUUGAUCCUGAAAAUCCUAGACGACGUCGUGUAAUCUUCAAAAGCGGUCUCCCUGCUAUUAUCUCGCAAAUGGCCAAGUUUACAUUGUUUGUGACACUUGCUCCGUUAUCUGUUUCGCUUCCCAUUUUUGUGCACGGACGUCACCAACAAACUGCCUUCUGUUCGAAAUCGUCUGCCGGUAGUGUUCCAAUAACACUGCAACGUUUUGCUAAGGAACACAGUCUGGUCACAGUUGGACGUACCGAUGUCAUUAAUUGGUGCAACGUUUCGUCUUCGAUUUUCCCACCAUUUUAUUCUGCAAUCCAAUCGAAGUACUGGCAGGUGUCAAUGUUUGGGUAUUGGCAGUUAACUAAAGUGCCUUGCUUCCUGAUGGCGGGGCCAGCGUUUUUUAUCGUGGUAUUCGGUACCUAUAGAACUUGGUGUCGUGUUUGGUCGAAAAGGUGCGUUAUCUCUUCACUUUUUUUUUGUCUAAUCAUUAUAAUUAGCAACCACAUCUGUUUACGGCUGAUUGUUCUACAGUAUUUCUCAAAUAAGUUUCAUUAUGUGCCGAAAUUCUCAACAUUUGCGACUUUUUUCGUUUUCAGAAGUUUUUUGCACCUCUUAGCCGAAAGUGGUGAUCAUGUGCCAUAUACACUUCAUGCUUUGUUCAUGGCAUUUGGAGCAUUAUUUGUUUAUAAUGUAGAGGUGCUGACCCGCGUUUUGUUCUCAAGCUCACCAUUUCCGUAUCUGGUUCUGGCUCGAUGGAUUUCUGAUAUAACACCGAAGGUGACGCUUGCAUUAGUAACCCAUUUCAUUUUGGAAAAUAACAGCAUGGUAUUUGUUUCACACGACAAUUAA